Molecule: messenger RNA, 7873 nt
Organism: Larimichthys crocea (large yellow croaker)
Lineage: Eukaryota; Metazoa; Chordata; Actinopteri; Sciaenidae
Gene: prdm16
Product: PR domain containing 16
Exons: 17
Coding region: 256-4461 (1401 amino acids)
Biological process (GO): regulation of gene expression
Cellular component (GO): nucleus
Molecular function (GO): protein binding; histone H3K9 methyltransferase activity
Source: RefSeq, a predicted model, not a curated record
GUGAAGGGGAGAGCAGGAGGAGGAGGAAGAGGAGGAGGGGAAGAGAUAAGUGAUCUAAAGGGGAGACGAUAGGACAAAAAAGUGAUGAUGAUGAAUACAUUGGAAAGUUUUUUGGCCCUGGCGAGGGUGUCAGAUUGAAUGGCCUGUGCGCAUGUGCGAAGGUGUCCAAACUGACAAUGCUGGUGAGAUGAAGAUAGUGUUGUUGCUGCUUCUGGGCUCACGGAGGACGACGAGAGGAAUCUACAAGCCGACAAGAUGAGAUCCAAGGCGAGGGCGAGAAAACUGGCCAAAAAUGACAGUGAGCCAGUGGACAGCAUGUACGACACAGAGGCCGACCUCCCCGGUUUAGCAGCCAGCAGUGGAGGUGGUGCUGACAGCCCAGAAGAUGACGCAGAAGACGGCAUCAUCAACAUGUCCCCCCUGCCCUCACCGACUCCUUCCCAUCCAAACAACAACCACCACCAUCUGCUGCAUCCCCACAUUUACGCCACCCACCACCACCACCACCUUCUCAACAGCAGCAACAGCAGCAGCAAUGAUCAGGACUUCACCACACCCAAGGAGGGCUCGCCCUACGAGGCACCUGUCUACAUUCCAGACGACAUUCCCAUUCCCAGUGACCUGGAGCUGAGGGAGUCCUCGGUGCCUGGUGCUGGCCUGGGUGUUUGGGCCAAGACCCGCAUUAGUGCUGGUGAGAGGUUUGGUCUGCACAGCACGCUGCAUCAUGGGGCCACAAGCAAAGACAGCUCCUUUGGAUGGGAGCAGAUGAUGAAUGACCACGAAGAAGCCUCCCCUGACAGCUGCAUCAAAAAGGUGGUGGAUGACAUGGGCAACGUCAAGUUUGCGCUGGACACAGGCCCGGACGCCACUGGCAAUAGCUGGCUCAAAUAUGUCCGCUCUGCCCCGUCAUUUGAGGAGCAAAACCUUGCUGCUUGUCACCUCACCGGAGACCAGAUUUAUUAUAAAGCUGUCCGGGACAUUGAGGCAGGGGAGGAGCUUUUAGUGUAUAUGAAGGACGGUAUUUUCCCCGAGGGAUCCAUGGCACCCAACCUACAAGACGAGCAGAUGUACCGCUGUGAAGACUGUGAUGAGCUGUUCUCUUCAACACUUGAGCUACGGCGGCACCAGAAGUAUUCAUGCUCCAGUACCGGCUCUAUCUUUGACACACUGAGAGAAGACUUCAAACAGGAACGUGAGGACAGCGAUGAGCCAGUCCACGAGUGUAAAGACUGUGAGAAGAUCUUUCCGAAUGAGUACAGUCUGGGCCAACACAUGAUAGUCCAUACAGAGGAGAGGGAGUACAAGUGUGACCAGUGCCCUAAAGCCUUCAACUGGAAGUCCAACCUCAUCCGUCACCAGAUGUCACAUGACAGUGGCAAGCGCUUUGAGUGUGAAAACUGUGAUAAGGUGUUCACAGAUCCCAGCAACCUUCAGCGCCACAUCCGCUCCCAGCACGUGGGGGCUCGCGCUCACACAUGCCCUGAGUGUGGCAAGACCUUUGCCACCUCGUCAGGCCUCAAGCAGCAUAAGCAUAUCCACAGCAGUGUCAAACCCUUUAUCUGCGAGGUGUGCCACAAAUCCUACACCCAGUUCUCCAACCUCUGCCGCCACAAGCGUAUGCAUGCUGACUGCCGCACACAGAUAAAGUGUAAGGACUGUGGGCAGUUGUUCAGCACUACCUCCUCCCUCAACAAGCAUCGCCGCUUCUGUGAGGGCAAAAACCAUUACGGCUCUCCAGCAGGGAUGUUCAACCCUGGCAUCCCCAUGAGCUCUAGCCCCAUCAUGCCCAAGGCAAAAUCUCACCAUCCCCAUCUUGCAGGUCUAAACCAGGCAGGUUUAGGCUUCGCUGACUACUUUCCCUCCCGACAUCACCCUCAUGCUGGCUUGCCCUUCUCCCCUGGACCCCAUGGCUUCCCAUCCCUUCCCCAUGGUUUCCCAGGUAUCUUCCCCCCAUCACUGUAUCCGCGACCACCUUUAUUGCCGGCAAGUCCGUUGAUAAAGAGCCCGCUGGGUGGCAGCAGUCAGGAAGUGAAACUGCCUCGGAGUCCCCUAGAUGCCCCACCACUGUCCCUGGUUAGCUCCACAAACAGCAAUGGAGGUAAUAGUUUCAGUCAGCUGGAAGACAAAGAAAAAGAGAAUAAACUGGAUUUGUCGUCUAGUGGAGAAGCAAAGCCAAAAUCCAAGAUGGUAGACAUGUCUGAUGGUAGUGACCUUGAAGAUGUAAAUACCACAAGUGGGACAGAUUUGGACACCACCACUGGUACUGCUUCAGGUGAUGGUUCUGACCUGGAGAGUGAUGGAGAUAGUGAACGUGAGCGAAGUGGUAAAAGAAGGAAGCCAUCUGGUGCGGUAUCAAGUCAAGAAGGCCACCAGUUAGAAGAGACGAACAGUGCAUUGAUAUCAGCAGUGACUAGUUCGGGGAACCUUGCUAUUGAUCGUCCCUUUCUCUCCGCAACAUCCCAGCACUCCUUCUUUCCUCCUCCUGAUGAACAAGCCCUCCCGCCCACCACCACAAAUGCCAAUGCAGCCACCACAGAUUCCAUCAAAGCCAUUGCCUCUAUUGCUGAGAAAUAUUUUGGUCCAGGUUUAAUUGGUCUUCAUCAGGAGAAGAAGAUGGGUCCAUUGCCCUACCAUUCCAUGUUUCCUUUCCAGUUCCUGCCCAACUUCCACAACUCCCUGUAUCCCUUCAGUGCUGAUCGAGGUGCCCUCAAUCCUAGCAUGUUUUUUAAGGCAGAACCCAAGUCACCACGCGAACAGCUGCACAAGAUGGUUUCUGGUGCCCCAGGAGCUCCUGCUUCCACAGCAGAGUCACCAUUUGAUCUCACCACAAAGUCCAAGGAAACCAAGUUAGCCCCUCCCACCCCAACAAACCCCUCAAACCCCAACAGUAGUACUGGGAGCAGUAGUGGACCUUUAGCAAUAUCUAGCGGUGAAGAACAGCCAUUGGACCUCAGUAUUGGCAGCCGGAGCCGAGGCGGUCAUAAUGGUGUGGCACCUGAGCCACAAAAUAGAAAGAACCACCUUUUUGGUGCCGGAAAGGGGGUCUCCAUCAAGGAUGAAACCCCAGCUGGAUUUCCACACCCCCAUUCCCAGUUAUUACACCAAUCCUCCAUUGCCCAGCACCAGCAGCCUCAGGCACAGCCACACCAGCCACCACCCCUGCACUACGCCAAGCCCUCAGCAUUCUUCAUGGACCCCAUAUACAGCAGGGUGGAGAAGAGGAAGCUACUCGACCCUGUAGGAGCUCUGAAGGAAAAGUUCCUCAGGCCUUCACCGCCACUCUUCCAUCCACAGAUGUCAGCUAUGGAGAACAUGACAGAGAAGCUGGAGAGCUUUGGCGCUCUAAAACUGGACGCGCCGCCCAAUUCACUGCAACACUCGGCUCAUUCACUGUUCAAUUUCCGCUCGCCACCACCAUCCCUCUCCGACGCCAUUCUCCGCAAGGGCAAGGAGCGUUACGCCUGCAGGUACUGUGGGAAAAUCUUCCCUCGUUCAGCAAACCUCACCAGACACUUGCGGACACACACAGGGGAACAACCCUACAGGUGUAAAUACUGUGACCGCUCAUUCAGCAUCUCAUCCAAUCUUCAACGCCACGUUCGCAACAUCCAUAACAAGGAGAAACCGUUCAAGUGUCACCUGUGCAACCGCUGCUUUGGUCAGCAAACCAACCUCGACCGCCAUCUCAAGAAGCACGAGCAUGAGAACAUUCCUGUGAGCCAACAGUCCGGGAUGCUUUCCAACCUAGGAACCACCAUCUCCUCCCCAAACUCCGAGCCAGACAAUCAUGCACUUUUAGAUGAGAAGGAGGACUCGUACUUCUCAGAAAUCCGCAACUUUAUUUCCAAUAGUGAGAUGAACCAGGCCUCCAGCUCCACGGAUAAAAGAUCAGACCAGGCUGAGGAGGAGCGCCCGCCCAGUCACAGUUUGUCCAACUCCAAGCUAGGGCUCCAGGGGCUGGAGGAGGAGGAAGAGGAAGUGGAGGGGGACGAUGAAGAAGAGGAGGAAGGCAGCCUGACAGAGAAGUCUCAUGACGAGGCACCUGAGUCCCCGUCUCCCGUCACAACAGGAGUGUAUGAGGAGGAUGAGGAGGAGGAAGAGACGGAGACGGCUCCAUUAGCUAUGAGCUAUGAACACACUCGCAGGUGUAUAGAGGAGGAGGGCUCUCUCUUGGACCUGGAGGGUCUGCCCACCUUUCCCAAGAGCCUGGAGGGGUUACGUAAAGCAGCCAGUGGCGAGCAACCCUUUGACGUUAAAGACAUAUUUAACACUUCACUAGAGUCGGAGGCAUUGAAAGAGACAUUGUACAGGCAGGCUAAAACCCAGGCUUAUGCAAUGAUGCUGUCGCUCUCGGAGAACAACCCUUUGCACGCGCCCUCCCAGAACUCUCUGGACGCUUGGCUGAGCAUGGGAGGUGGACCGUCUGAGACAAGCAGCUUUCACCCGCUCAACCACAUCUAGACGAGAGAGAAAGAGAGAGAGAGAGAGAGAGAGAGUGAGAGUGAGAGAGGCAGAGAGAAAGAGGAAGUGGGAGGAAGAGGAUAGACAGAAGCAAAAGAUUGAGUGGACAUGAGUAGUGAGAAGACGUGGAGGACGGAGAAGAAUUCAGUGUCACAUACAUUCAAGGUAGAAAGAAUAUGUUUGUGUGGAUACGUGUGUGUGUGUGUGUGUGUGUGUGUGUGUGUGUGUGUGUGUGUGUGUGUGUGUGUGUGUGUGUGUGUGUGUGUGUGUGUGUGUGUGUGUGUGUGUGUUUGUUUGUGUUUGUUUGUGUUUGUGUGAGUGAGUGAGUGAGAGAGAGGAGGGAGAGAUUGUCCCAUAGUGAGGCGUCUCGCAAGACUCUGUCAAAGAGAAAGCACUGCUAAGCUCCUGUUGAUGUGAAGGACAUGAUGAAUGCUUCUCAACAGCAUUAAAACUCUGCAUUACUCUGAUCCUCCCCAAGUCCACAAGGCUCACCCCAGCACCACAGAGACCCUACGUAAGGCUCUCAUAAAGACACUUAAUGACUAGUAUGUCUCUAAAGUCUGUGUACACCGCCUACUACAAGCACUGCAGCAUCAGCACUGCAUUAGCACUGCAUGUCCACAAGGUGGUGCUGUUUCACUAGGAACAUAGUGGGCGCGUGCACUAUUGUCUCCAGGUUUAUCCCAUCAAUCAUGGGCGACUCAUUUACUGAUCUUGUUUCAGUUAGAACUGCAGAAUCAACAAUAGCACCACACUAAAUGUUACUUGAGGAAAUGACAGUUCCAGUAGACUGUUGAUUUUUGAAUGAUUACACAGAGAAUGAUGUUCAAAUGUGCACAGCAACUGGUGAUUUUAUUGAGCUAUCUGGGACACUAGCCAUCGUAAUUGGUUACCCGAUUUGAUCAUGCUGAAAAUGAAUUUAAAUCAUACUCAGAAAAAAAAAUGAGGAAAGUCUUUCUCUGCUUGUUUAUUUCAUCGUCAUGUGUUAAUUUUAUUUACUUUUUUUCCCUCUUAGAUACCACAGUAUUGUUUCUUUGUAGGCACCACAGUGCUAAAUUGUUAAUAUAAUUAUUUUAGAGAAGGACCAAAAUUGUAUGAUAUUGUCAUAUGAUGUACAAAAUAACCUAGAUGUUCAUAGCAAGAGUGGUAUGUGCCAAAUAACCCAUAGAAAAUGUUUUGUUCUCUGACAAUCAUUUCAUUUCCAAGGGUCUUGCCUUUGCUGUCAUAGAUUUUUUUUUUUUUUUUUUUUUUUCUUAUUACGCUCUUAUAAAAUUGAUUUCAGAAGUGUGUGUAUGUAUUUAUUUUUGGUUGUUUCGUCAUGACUGGAGGAGUGAAAAUGAAGAAAAGUCAUUUUAUCCCUCUUUUCUUGUUGCUGAAGGAUUGAACGCCUAUCAGAGCGUGAGGGAGAUUCUGAAUCUCUGGUUUUGAUGCGUUAGUGUGCCAAAAUGGAAAGAACCCAUGAAAUUAAUUGUUUUUAUUUAUAGUGAAAGAUAGCUGUAGUUAGUUUUAGGUCCAAUUUGGCAUUGUAACGUCCUGCAGUGUUUAUUUUAUUUUUUUCUUUUAGUUCAACCAUUACCCAGUAUGCUGAAUGUGUCUUGUUCAAAUUGGCUCAAGUGUUAUGGCGGCGGGAGGGGGGAGGGUGGCAACUUAUGAAUGUCAGAAAAGGGCAUUAUGUUAUCACACUAUUGAAUCUGUCUAGUUUCCACACAUCAAGCUCCCCUUUCUCUGUAUUUCAUUUGGUACAACUAGUGUAACCAAUGAAUAUUCUUUUUUUAGUUAGUUGUCCUAUAUUACAUGGUCUAAAAGUCUAAAACACACAGUCACAUCUGGAUGGACAUCUGGUUUCCACUGUAUUGGAUAAAAUCACCGGUCAGGAAGUAAAGCAAGGACUCAUGAAACCAAAAAAAAAAAAAGUAAACUAAACCACAGAUAGUGUUAAAAUGGACAUCGUAAUUCUGCUGGUCGGUCCUUCCUAAAAACAAAAAAAUGGCUUGAUUCUGGAUGGGGAAAUCAGAAACACUUGAUUAUGAGUUUAAAUUUAUAUUCCCUGUUCUUCCUGUGAGAUCAUACUGAAAACUCAUUCCAUGUGGUCUAUAAGGUAGCUGUGCCAUGGAGGGCGUGAGUCAUUUACUGUAGAUAACUGUAGAUAGCUGCAGGAGGUAGGGGGGGUAAGCAUUGUUGAUCAUUGUUGCCUUGAUCCUCCCUGCGUACUGGGACUUUCAGAACUAGGCCUGAUGCUGUAUUUUCAAACUAGUACUUAAACCAUAUGGGUCCAAGCCAUAAAUUGAUCAGGCUUAGGUCUCUAGAACUUAGAACAGAUACAUUUUCAGACUAGUUUCACUUUCAGUAGAUGAGCAACGCAUGCUCAACAUGGAGAGUUAGGAAAAAUCUGAAACAGAAGCACUGUAAUUUUUCACCACAGCAGGUGGUGGUGGUGGUGGUGGUGUGAUGCUAGGACUGAUGCAUCAUCUCAUUUUUCUAAAGACAGAAGUCUUUUUUAUAAUUCUACUGAAUGAGAUUUCAUUCAAGGUAAACACAUUUUUUUCCAACUCGUGGUUAUAAAAUGUAAAGACUUGGGUUGCUAAGUUUUUAGGUUGACUAUAUGUAGUAAUUCAUGUCAUGGACUACUGUAAUAAGUACGCGCUGUGUAAAGCAAAGUAAUUGAAGGCAUUGAAGUAUUCCAUUUUGCCAACUUCAGAAAGUAUUCUGGCAGAUGGUCACUGAAAUAUGUUUCAGCAUAAUAGAACAUGGUUGCUGUUUUCCCCCCACUGUUACAGGAGAAAGUAAAAAAUAUACAUAUUGUUUCUUUUUAACUGUAUAGUAUUUUAAAGAAUGAAAAACAAUGAUGCAUUUGUCUGAAGAAAAAAAAAAUCAUUGAAAAAUAUGGGUUUAAAUGGAUGGUGCUUGUUUUGUUUGAAUCUGAGUUGUAUAUCGCCUCUGUUAUGUUUAUUGAAAACAAACAAAAAAAAAAGAUAUUGUGCAUGACGUGUUUAGCAGUCAUAAUGAUGUCCAUUUGUGAAAUGUGUAUCAAAUCAAAAAAUGAGAAAAAAAAAAAGAAAAGAAAAAAAUAAAUCCGUAGAUGCACUUAUUGUACAUGUGGUUAGGUUAGUAGGUUUGACUUCAAGUUCUUGACUGCCUUACAGGUGGCUCUGAAAGACAUAGAAAAGACUUGUGGGACAAGACAUAAUGAAAAACAAUAAAGGAUUGUAGAAUAAUAUUGAACAACUCUGAAAUUGCAGUUCUUUUGAUGCUUGUGAUUAUUGAAGAUGUACUUUAGAGAAAUUUCAUUGAAAAGAUAUGACUCUGAUGUUAAUUCUGUAGAAUAGCGAUGUAUACCAAAUGUAAUCUUUCCAAUGCUAUGAAGAAUUUAUACAUGAAAUUGAUAUGCAAUAAAACCUGUGUGCUUUUUAAA